AAGAUUUGAAUAACAAUAAUCUUUUUUUUUUCAUAUUCCCCUUUUUGCAAUACAAUUAACGAGAAGAGCUUCAAUCUACCACGGCGAGGGAAAUCCUGGAUGUGUCUUCUAUGUAAUGUUCUACCCUUUGGAAUUCUGCCAGUGUCAUCCUAGCUAGCUAAGCUUGCCUCAUACUGUAGGCACAUCCAAUAAGAUCAGAUCAGAUGAGCUACUUGCCAUCAGAAGAUGCUUGCGAGCCAGGAGAGAGAGACCUGGCUCCCAAGGGCGCAAACAUGUCGUCGACUUCUAAUUCAGCAAAUUGCCCCAAGAAAUCUGACCAAAUCGAAAACUUUAGCAUUUACUCUGGCACCGACUCACUACUGCACCAACCGGCAAAUACAUCUUGUCCCCGCCCCUCACCACCGACGACUUCUCAAUCAUCGACGACAUUAGUACCUCCUCCUGCAGGAGGUAUGAAGACAACCACCGAUGGCAAAGGGGGUCAAUUGCUAUCUAAUCAUGGCCGAGGGAGUGGCAACACCAGUCGAAGUGACAGCUUAGAAAGUUCUAGUGCACCCUUCAAGCCCCAUACUGGCGGUGACAUUCGAUGGGAUGCUAUUAAUUCAAUUUCUUCAAAAGGGUCCCCUCUCGGGCUCAACCAUUUUCGGCUGUUAAAACGACUUGGGUAUGGAGACAUUGGAAGUGUCUAUCUUGUUGAACUCCGACGGACUAACACCUUCUUUGCUAUGAAGGUUAUGGACAAAGGGUCUCUUGCAAGUAGAAAUAAAUUAAUCAGAGCUCAAACAGAAAGGGAGAUUCUUGGUCUACUUGACCACCCAUUCUUACCCACCUUAUAUUCUUACUUUGAGACUGAGAAAUUCUAUUGCUUGGUCAUGGAGUUCUGCAGUGGAGGUAACCUUCACACUCUCAGGCAGAAGCAGCCCAACAAGUAUUUUAGCGAGGAGGCUUCCAGGUUCUAUGCAUCAGAGGUGCUGCUGGCACUUGAAUAUCUGCAUAUGCUAGGAAUCGUUUAUAGGGAUCUAAAACCAGAAAAUGUAUUAGUCAGAGAUGAGGGUCACAUUAUGCUGUCUGAUUUUGACCUUUCACUUCGUUGCUCUGUGAAUCCCACUCUGGUGAAGUCGUCAUCUGUGCAUGCUGCAAACGGCGGUAGUGCCAGUAGUAGUGGCAGUGGCAUUUUGGAUGAUGAGAAUGCUGUGCAGGGGUGCAUACAGCCAUCCACAUUUUUCCCACGCAUCCUUCCUAGCAAAAAGAACCGCAAGUCCAAAUCGGAUUUUGGGCUAUUUGUUGGGGGAGCACUUCCUGAAUUUAUGGCAGAGCCAACCAACGUACGCUCAAUGUCCUUUGUUGGCACUCACGAAUACUUAGCUCCAGAGAUCAUUCGCGGAGAGGGUCAUGGGAGUGCAGUGGACUGGUGGACAUUUGGAAUAUUCUUGUACGAGCUUUUACAUGGGACCACCCCUUUCAAAGGAUCUGGAAAUCGUGCCACUCUGUUUAACGUAGUUGGACAACCUUUAAGAUUUCCGGAAAGUCCACAAGUAAGCUUUGUGGCACGUGAUCUGAUAAGGGGGCUCUUGGUGAAGGAGCCACACAAGAGAAUUGCAUACAAGAGAGGUGCAACAGAAAUAAAACAGCAUCCCUUUUUUGAGGGCGUAAAUUGGGCUUUAGUAAGAAGCGCACUUCCUCCCUACGUACCCGAACCUGUAGACUUCUCACAAUUUGCUACCAAGGAGACAACUCAUUCCACAGACAAGAAGAUGGCUGAAAUCGGAAGCGAUACAGACAUGAAUAGUUCUAGUACCACCGAUUCUUCUUCAUAUAUUGAUUUCGAGUACUUUUAA
Molecule: messenger RNA, 1838 nt
Organism: Ipomoea triloba (trilobed morning glory)
Lineage: Eukaryota; Viridiplantae; Streptophyta; Magnoliopsida; Solanales; Convolvulaceae
Product: serine/threonine-protein kinase AGC1-7
Exons: 4
Coding region: 204-1838 (544 amino acids)
Biological process (GO): protein phosphorylation
Cellular component (GO): cytoplasm; plasma membrane; nucleus
Molecular function (GO): ATP binding; protein serine/threonine kinase activity
Source: RefSeq, a predicted model, not a curated record